UGAUAAUUAACACACAAAAAUAAGGAUCAUUAAUUUAAUUUUUUUUGAAAAAAAAAACAAUAAAACGAUGGCCAGAAACGCCGUUACGGUCACGGUCGCCGUCGCGGUUGCCGUUCUUUUCCACCUCGUGGUACAAUGCCCGGCCACCAAGGUGGCGCCCGCUCCCGCUCCCUCGUCGGCCGUCACCGCCGCGGCGUCGCCGUCUUCCGGCAACGUCUCCGCGGCGGCGGCGGACGACGGAUCUCCGCCGAUCCCGUCGAAAAAGGACCAGAUCGAGAGCUGGUUCACGGCCAACGUGAAGCCACUCGAGAGCCGAAAGGGCACUCUGGACCCCGCCCUGGUGGCGGCGGAGGCGGACGUGAAGCGGAUCCGGGUGAGCAAGGACGGGAAAGGGGACUUCAAGACGAUAACCGACGCCGUGAAGAGCAUUCCGGCGAAGAACACGAAGCGGUACAUCAUCUCGAUCGCCGGCGGGAACUACACGGAGAAGGUGAUGGUGAACUGGAACCAGCCGUUCGUCACCUUGAUCGGCGACCCCAAGGAUCGGCCGACCAUUAUCGCCGGCGAAACCGCCGCUAAAGUGGGGACCAUUUACAGCGCCACUCUCUACGUUCUGUCGGAUUACUUCACGGCGAUUAACAUUAACGUCAUGAACUCUGCCCCAAGACCGGACGGGUUAAAAACAGGACAACAAGCGGUUGCCUUGACCAUAACAGGCGAUAAGGCCGCGUUCUAUAACUGCAAGUUCUUUGGGUUUCAAGACACCCUUUGUGAUCACCAUAACAAGCAUUUCUAUAAAGAUUGUUACAUUGAGGGCACAGUUGAUUUCAUCUUUGGUGAUGGAAAGAGCAUCUUCUUGAAUAAUGAGAUACACGUGAUUGAAGGGAAUCGGAUGGCCAUGGUGACGGCGCACGGCAGGAAGAGUGAGAACGAGGACACCGGAUUCUCUUUUGUGCACUGCAAAGUCACCGGAUCCGGCCAAACGGCGGUGCUAGGGAGGGGGUGGUUUGACUAUUCCAAGGUUGUCUUUACCUAUACCGACGUCAGUGAUGCCAUCAAACCAGAGGGGUGGAUGGGCUUACGCAGUGACCCAACUAAGGGAGGGACAAUAUUCUUUGGAGAACACCAAAACACAGGGGCGGGUGCAUCAAAGGCAACCCGUCCUUCAUAUGUGAAGCACCUCACGGAAGCAGAAGUCAAACCUUUCCUCAGCCUGGGUUACAUUCAAGCCUCCAAGUGGCUCCUUCCUCCCAUCAAACCCUAAUUAAUGCCCUCCUUUCAUUUGACAUUUUUAUUUUUAUCUUUUUUGAAAAAGAAAAAAACCAAAGUGGAGAGAAUUAAUAAUAAAGCAAUAAUAAUUUU
Cuscuta campestris is the source of this 1362-nucleotide messenger RNA. NCBI's taxonomy places the organism in Eukaryota, Viridiplantae, Streptophyta, Magnoliopsida, Solanales, Convolvulaceae. The record is from the annotation of a GenBank genome assembly.